CCCGGGCCGGGAGCGCUGGGCCUGCCGGGAAGGCGCCCGGACGGUUACCCAGCGGGCCGCCGGCGGUCGUGGGCGAGCUUCGCCAUGCAGAGCACUGACCUAGGCAACAAGGAGAGCGGCAAGAUAUGGCACCGCAAGCCGUCCCCGGCCACGCGGGACGGAAUUAUAGUGAACAUUAUUCACAACACUUCCGAUUACCAUCCAAAAGUUUUGCGAUUUUUGAAUGUGGCUUUUGAUGGCACAGGCAACUGCUUAAUUGCUGGGGACCACCAAGGAAAUAUUUAUGUUUUUGACUUGUAUGGAAACAGGUUCAAUCUUGUUCAGCGAACAGCACAAGCUUGCACAGCUCUGGCCUUUAAUCUUCAUAGGAAAUCUGAAUUCCUUGUGGCAUUAGCUGAUUAUUCUAUUAAAUGUUUUGAUACAGUCACCAAGGAGCUAGUUAGCUGGAUGAGAGGACAUGAGUCAUCAGUAUUUUCGAUCUCUGUGCAUGCAUCAGGGAAAUAUGCCAUCACCACUUCUUCUGAUACAGCACAAUUAUGGGACUUGGAUACCUUUCAGAGAAAAAGAAAGCUGAAUAUUCUCCAGUCUGUGGGUAUACAGAAGGUUUUCUUUCUACCAUUAAGUAAUACCAUCCUCAGCUGUUUUAAAGAUAAUUCCAUUUUUGCCUGGGAAUGUGACACACUUUUUUGUAAAUAUCAAUUGCCAGCUCCACCUGAAAGCUCUAGUAUAUUAUACAAAGUGUUUGCUGUGACCAGAGAUGGCCGAAUCCUGGCUGCUGGAGGCAAGUCAAAUCAUCUUCAUUUGUGGUGCUUGGAAGCUAGGCAGCUCUUUAGAAUCAUCCAGAUGCCCACUAAAGUUCGAGCCAUUCGCCAUCUAGAAUUUCUUCCUGAUAGUUUUGAUGCUGGUUCUAAUCAGGUGCUUGGAGUACUAAGUCAAGAUGGUAUUAUGAGAUUUAUCAAUAUACAGACUUGUAAACUUCUCUUUGAGAUUGGGAGCCUUGAUGAAGGAAUUAGCUCAUCAGCAAUUAGCCCACAUGGACGGUACAUUGCAUCUAUUAUGGAAAAUGGAAGUCUAAACAUAUAUUCAAUUCAGGCUUUAACACAAGAAAUAAAUAAGCCGCCUCCACCUUUAGUGAAAGUUAUUGAAGAUUUGCCCAAGAAUAAACUGAGUUCCGGUGAUCUUAAGAGGAAAGUAACAUCAGGAAGAGUACAGCAGCCAGCAAAAUCUAGAGAAAGCAAAAUACAAACUAGAAUAUUAAAACAAGACCUGACUGGUGAUUUUGAAAGUAAAAAGAAUGAAUUACCAGAUGGAUUAAACAAAAAGCGUUUACAAAUCUUAUUAAAAGGCUAUGGUGAAUAUCCAACAAAAUACAGAAUGUUCAUUUGGCGCUCUCUACUACAACUGCCUGAAAAUCAUACUGCUUUUAGUAGCCUCAUAGAUAAGGGGACUCAUGUGGCAUUUCUCAACCUUCAGAAGAAAUACCCCAUCAAAAGUAGGAAACUACUCAGAGUAUUACAGAGAACCUUAUCUGCAUUAGCUCACUGGUCUGUCAUUUUUAGUGACACACCGUAUCUUCCACUCUUGGCAUUUCCAUUUGUAAAAUUAUUCCAGAACAACCAACUCAUCUGUUUUGAAGUUAUUGCUACUCUCAUAAUCAAUUGGUGUCAACACUGGUUUGAAUAUUUUCCUAAUCCUCCUAUCAAUAUUCUUAGUAUGAUAGAAAAUGUUUUGGCAUUUCAUGACAAGGAACUGCUGCAACACUUCAUAGAUCAUGAUAUAACCUCCCAGCUAUAUGCAUGGCCUCUUCUUGAAACUGUGUUCUCAGAAGUGCUGACAAGAGAGGAGUGGCUGAAAUUGUUUGAUAAUAUCUUUUCCAACCAUCCUUCCUUCCUUCUGAUGACUGUUGUAGCCUACAACAUGUGUUCUAGAGCGCCUCUGCUCAACUGUAAUCUUAAAGAUGACUUUGAGUUUUUUUUUCACCAUCGGAAUAACCUGGAUAUAAAUGUUGUGAUUAGACAAGUUUAUCAUCUCAUGGAGACCACGCCUACUGACAUUCAUCCAGACAGCAUGCUUAAUGUUUUUGUUGCACUGACCAAAGGGCAGUAUCCAGUAUUUAAUCAAUAUCCAAAGUUUAUUGUGGACUAUCAAACACAGGAACAAGAAAGAAUAAGGAAUGAUGAAUUGGAUUACUUAAGAGAGAGGCAGACAGUUGAAGAUAUGCAAGCUAAACUCGACCAGCAAAGAGUUGAAGAUGAAGCUUGGUACCAGAAACAGGAGCUGCUUCGUCAAGCUGAAGAAACAAGAAGAGAAAUGCUCUUACAAGAGGAGGAGAAAAUGAUACAACAAAGACAGAGGCUAGCUGCUGUGAAAAGACAGCUGGAAGUAAAGGAAAUGCACUUACAAGAUGCUGCAAGAAGGCGUUUUCUGAAGCUUCAGCAAGAUCAACGGGAAAUGGAACUAAGAAGACUGGAUGAUGAAAUUGGGAGAAAGGUAUAUAUGAGAGAUCAAGAAAUUGCUGCCACAGCCAGAGACCUAGAAAUGAGACAGCUGGAACUCGAAUCACAAAAGAGACUUUAUGAGAAGAAUCUUACUGAAAAUCAAGAAGCUGUUGCAAAAGAAAUGCGAGCAGAUGCAGAUGCCUAUAGACGAAAAGUGGAUCUUGAAGAACACAUGUUUCAUAAGCUGAUAGAAGCAGGUGAAACCGAGAGUCAGAAAACUCAGAAGGUGAUUAAAGAAAAUUUGGCAAAGGCUGAACAAGCAUGCCUAAAUACUGACUGGCAGAUUCAGUCUUUACAUAAACAAAAAUGUGAUGAUCUACAACGAAACAAAUGUUACCAGGAAGUAGCCAAACUCCUUAAGGAAAACAGAAGGAAAGAAAUAGAGAUAAUAAAUGCAAUGGUGGAGGAGGAAGCCAAGAAGUGGAAGGAAGCUGAAGGAAAAGAGCUCCAUUUGAGAUCAGCAAAGAAAGCUUCUGCUCUUUCAGAUGCAUCUAGAAAGUGGUUUUUAAAGCAAGAGAUAAAUGCGGCUGUAGAACAUGCUGAAAAUCCAUGUCAUAAAGAAGAACCCAGGUUCCAAAAUGAACAGGAGGACUCAAGCUGUUUGCCUAGAACCUCACAAUUAAAUGACUCUUCUGAAAUGGAUCCCUCAACACAGAUUUCUUUAAAUAGAAGAGCAGUAGAAUGGGACACCACGGGACAGAAUCUUAUCGAGAAAGUGAGAAAUCUUCGCCAGAGACUCACUGCUCGGGCUCGUCACAGAUGUCAAACCCCUCAUCUUUUGGCUGCAUAGAACGCAUGUCACCUUGAGACGGUCGAGAGAGAGACCUAUUUUGCAAUCAGUGACACUGAUUUUUAGAUUAUUUAUUUAAAAUUCCUAUAAAGAUCAGCCCUUUGUACAGAAAAAUGUGUCUAUAAAAAUUAUGUGUUAUUUAAUUCUGAUACUUUUUGGCUUGUAAAUGGCUUCUUGAACUUUUUACAAUAAAAAUGUUUUAGAAACUGUUAAA
Molecule: messenger RNA, 3502 nt
Organism: Nomascus leucogenys (northern white-cheeked gibbon)
Lineage: Eukaryota; Metazoa; Chordata; Mammalia; Primates; Hylobatidae
Gene: TBC1D31
Product: TBC1 domain family member 31
Cellular component (GO): centrosome
Molecular function (GO): protein binding
Source: RefSeq, a predicted model, not a curated record